Salpingoeca rosetta is the source of this 4395-nucleotide messenger RNA. RefSeq lists its product as uncharacterized. Gene Ontology annotation, biological process: actin cytoskeleton organization. Gene Ontology annotation, molecular function: actin binding. The record is from RefSeq and is a predicted model, not a curated record. The transcript has 9 exons. Bases 1 to 4395 code for a protein of 1464 amino acids. NCBI's taxonomy places the organism in Eukaryota, Choanoflagellata, Craspedida, Salpingoecidae.
AUGUGGCGGGCAUCCUUUGCUGCUGGGGUGUUGUUGUUGAAAAGGCUGUGGGCCAGCCAAGUGGGUGACGAGAGAGUGGCCACGUUCAUUGGUGCAAAGUUGGUUGCGUCUUGUUUGUCACAACAGCAGCAGCAGAAGACACAGCAGACAACACCAACAACCACAGCACAGCAACAGCCGCAGCAGCAGCAACAACAGCAACAACAGCAGCAGCAACCACAGCAUGCUUGCCACAAAGGGACGCCAGGGCCCAGAUGCGACGGGCGCCACCGUGCCUGCGCCCAAGGGACAACCAAGACACGCCACCGACACCGCAACGCCUACGACAUCCACAACAGCCAGGGCAACGAGCUCGACACCUGCGCAUGGCUCACCAUCAUCCUCAUCAUCGUCGUCCUCGCCUUUCGUGUCGGCCAGCAGGAGCCACCCACGCGCAGGGCUGAGGGUGCAGCCUGGCGCACCCGCGUCACAACUAUCAGCCACCUCGACCUCAACCUCAACUCGUGCUGGGUCAAUGGCACACCGGCCAUGCAGCUGUCAGCGGUCUCGCGCGCACAUGACGCCCACAUUAGUGUCAGCGACAAUGGCAGCCGCAAGGCAGGGAGCCAUGCUGAUGGCGGUGCCGGCGACAACAGCGACCAUGACGACCAUGGCAGUGAUGUGCCCGUGUUGCGAUCAGCGUUGAGCGCAUCUCGCCGUCGCCGCCGCGGCCAAUCGCUCUUCACCAUCAUGAGCGCCGUCGUCGCAGACCAAGACAGCGGCAACACCAGCGGCAGUGGCAGGCGUAUUCACAACGACGGCAUAACCGCUGAAGAUGAUGAUGGUGAUGAUGAUGAUGAUGAUGACAUCCAUGAUGAGAGGCGUGACACGGGGCGUGGCUGUGGCGAGAGCAAUGGCGUGGUCAAGGGCGGGUGUGAGGAUGAUCAGCAGAAGGCGAGCGUUGCCGACUUGAACGUGCCUGCAGGCACAGGUGGCGGCGGUGUUGGUCGUGCCGUUUCGCUGCGCCUGACGCGCCAUGCAUCGCUGUGUGGGCGCGCUCGCCGCAGCCACCACGGCAAGCAACAACACGCAGUGCACAUCACAGAGGCACUGCACAGCGGCAGUGACAAGGGCAGGGCGAUGAUGACAGACUCACAUGUCACCGUUGCAUCUGUGUCUGCCAUCACGAACCCAGCUGCGACAACGACAGCGGCAGCGGCAGGUGACUUGGCAAGCCAAAAGGCAAAGAAGACGCACAACAGCAGCAGCAGCAGUGGUGGUGGUGGUGUCAGUGGUGGCAGCGGCCUGUGGGUGGAUGCUGUGGCGCAGCUGUGCCUGCAAGCACGCAAAUCCACGCAAGGCGGCAAGGCGUCUGCCGCUGCAUCCAACAAGGACAGGCACCGCAACAAGCUCAACCUCACGCUCGGCGUCUCCACCAGCGAGAGCAAGAAGCAGCCACACGCCGCCUCAACUUCCUCAUCCUCAUCCACAUCAUCGUCAUCGUCAUCAUCAUCGUCAUCGCCACCGCCUCCAAUCUCGCCUUCGCUGAUGGAGGCGAUUAGCGCGUUUAAACGGCGACCGGAGUCCGUGUCCUCCGAGUCCUCCUGCCUGUCCUUUUCAUCCGGCUGCUACUCCCUUGCAUCCUCUUCCUCCUCCUCAGCGUCCUCGGCAGUAUCGUCACCGUCAUCGCAGUCUUCAACUUCGGCGCCAUCAUCACCACCGCCAGUGGCAACGACGACAGAGGCAGUUGUUGUUGCUGCGAGCUCACAGCAGCAACAGCUACAGCAGCAACAGCAGCAGGAGGAGGAGACGGUGACUGGCACAGAAGAGGGUGCACGGUGCGGGUCGAAUGCAUCGUCGUGGCUGUCGCACACGCGCAUGGCAGCACCUUCGCCAACCACCACCAUCACAGACAUCAGCAACGCCAGCAGCAGGGCAGGCACGGACAGGAGCUCCCGCAGUGGCGCAGAAGCGCUGCCUGCAAGCAACACGACCAGCCGUGCCAGCAGCACGAAGGUGGUGAAGGAGAGGAAGGCCAGCCCACGCGCCAACGUGUUUUCCUUCUUCGACUCUGCACUCCCUUCCCCCUCCACACACGCCGCCGCUAGCGACCAAAGCACGUUCUUCGCCAGCGACAGCACCAACAGCAGCACAGGCAGCAGCCGCAACAGCAAGGGCGCUGCUCACGCCAUGAUGAGCGGUAGCGGGUGGUCGUCGGUGCACGUGACAGUCGCGGAGGAGGUGGUGGACGAUGACUCCGAGAUUGGGCUGGACACGCCCGCCAUCAUGAUGCAAUCGCGCAAGAAGGGCGCCAGCGCCGCUGAGCAGACGGAGGGGGCAAUGACGUUCCUGGCCAUGUUGCAGCAGGAUUACCAGCGCCAGAAGCAGCAGCAGCAGCAGCAAAGCGGCAACUACUUGCAGAUUGCGGCGACACAGCAGCCCAAGCCCAGCAACAGCACCCAGGCGAAGCAGCCUGGCGAGCGCAGGCGGGCACGUGCAUCGUUUGGUGGCUUGACCAAACGCUCACGCAGCUCCACAAACAUGCAUGCAAGCAACCAUCAGCACUCCCGUCACUCUGGCGAUGCUGCUGCUGCUGUUGCUGCUGUUUGUAGCAGCAACAGCAGCAAUGAUCAUGGCGAUCGUGACAGCCGUGGCAAUGGCGGUGGUGGUGGUGGCAUGACGAGGAAGCUGAAGUUGCGGGCGUCAUUUGGCCUUCGCCUUCUCGUCAACCCGUUCAGGCGCACGCCAACCUCAACAACAACAACAUCAUCAUCAUCAUCAACAACAACAUCGUCACCAGCGCGGCAAGGCGGUGUGAUGGCAGAGGCUGGUGUCACCAAGACAGCACCACCCAUGCCCAACAGCAGCGGUAGCGGUGGCACGGUGGCCACCACGAAUGCAAACAGCGCCACCGCCGCGGUCGCCAAGCACAAGGACAGGCGCUCCAUGACGCAAUCGAUUGACAGCGGCCAUGUCACGUGCGCAAGCAGCAGUGACAGCAGCAGCAGCAGCGAUGAGGAGGAUGAGAGGACCGACAGGCUUGGUGCGCGAAGCAAAACACUGCCAUCCUCGUCCAUUGUUAGUGGUGGUGUGUCCGUGUGCGAUGCCAACAGCGACAGCAGCGGUGUGACGGUGAGCGACGCGCCCAGCAGCAGCGACGAUGGUGAUGAUGAUAACGAUGGUGCUGCUUUGGUGGGCGCAGGCAAGGCAGCACGCGCAGGUGUGCAUGCAGACACGGGCUACAACACGACGACCACGGCCGUGGAUGGUGGUGCCAGGAAGCGGCGGCCUCGUGGCCACAAGAAGGCGUUGCAGAGUCUUGGGCGUGCAUUGCGGGGACUGCGCCCACAACAGCGGACAGCAACUGCAACACAGCACCAGCAGCAGCGCCAGCAGCAGCUUGCCGCGGCAGAAACAACCGCAGGUGCAAGCAAGGAAGUGCAGGCUGCAUCACUGCAGGCGCUUCAACACUGCAGUGUCGUUGACAGCGACGAGGAACAGCGCGCAUGUGCCGUUGCCAAUGUCGCCACGGCAGCUGCUCGCCGUGAUGGCAGUGACGGGUUCAACAAUGCCGCCACCACCCACGACGACGAUGACGACGACCACGGCAGUGGCAAUGCCAAUGACGAUGGCAAUCAUCAUCAUGGUGAUGGUGAUAAUGAUGACGAUGCUGCUGCGACGGCAGCCGGUCUUCACCGCUUCCUCGAGCAGCAGCAGCAGCAGCAGCAGCAGCGUGCAAGCGCUCGCACCGACAGCAACGAUGACAACCAUGAUGGUGAUGUGAUCACCACCACUGCCACCACGACUGCCACUGGUGGUCACCGGAAUAGGCGCACUGCCAGUGUUCGCGAGCUGACAGCCAGGCACGCACAGCACGCAGCAGCAAGGAGCGGCUCCAAGCGGCUGCAUCGGCAGAGCACACAGCACCACGCACGCCACCACGCGCAGCGCCACCAUUCCCGCCAUGGUGAUGGUGAUGGGGAUGGUGAUGGUGUAGGGCAAAGUGACCCACGCUACCGCAACCUGCACUCCCGCCGCAGCCGCUACCACGAGGCGCACGUGAAGGCUCUGCGCAUGGCACCUGCCAAGUCCAUUCUGCGUCACAAUCCAAACAACAACAUGGGACAUGGGGCACCUUCCUCUGAUGACGACAGCAGUGCUGGUCGCAUGCUCACGACACUUCGCAAGCUGACGCGCAUGGGCUCCUCUGCCCCCAAACCAUCCAUCCACUUCUACGAGUUUGUUGAGGUUGCCAACACGUGGAAUGACGACCAGUACGACCGCAGCGGUCCCGCACCCUGGCUCUACCUCACCACCGCAGACAAGGUGUUUAUCAAGCGGGAGCUGAACUCCUUCAAGCAGCAUGAGAUGAAGGUGCACCCCGACAGUCGCUGCUUCACGCGCUUCCACGAGUGA